Messenger RNA from Dromiciops gliroides (monito del monte), 1398 nucleotides. Its product is annotated as heat shock transcription factor, Y-linked-like. The transcript is spliced from 2 exons. Gene Ontology annotation, molecular function: sequence-specific DNA binding; DNA-binding transcription factor activity. The record is from RefSeq and is a predicted model, not a curated record. NCBI's taxonomy places the organism in Eukaryota, Metazoa, Chordata, Mammalia, Microbiotheria, Microbiotheriidae. The coding region runs from base 1 to 1398 and encodes 465 amino acids. Gene Ontology annotation, biological process: regulation of DNA-templated transcription.
AUGGAUUCUGGUAAAUCAGAGCCACAAGGUAAUUCCCCUCGAGGUGGACCCAUUAACCCAGAGCACAGCAAUAAUUUUCCUUGUUCUUCUGUACCUCUGGAGAAAGGUGAGAUACCAGUUAUGGAUGAUGACCUGCGGGCUCUGGUUGAAGAAAAUGCUUUUCAGGCUUUGACUGGAGGGCCUUUGGCAAAAAGAACAUGUUUUACAUUUUCCAAUGAAAAUUUGAUAAUGGAAGAUGAUGAUUUUUUCUCCUUCACCUUUCCUAGAAAGCUUUGGACAAUAGUUGAAAGCGAUCAAUUUAAAUCAAUUGGGUGGAAUGAAGAUGGAACUUGCAUAGUAAUCAAUGAAGAGCAGUUUAAAGAAGAGAUUUUAAAAAAGAAAGGCCCUAUUAGGAUAUUUGAAACUGAUUGUAUGAAGAGCUUCAUCCGCCAGCUUAAUCUCUAUGGCUUCAGCAAGCUUCGACAAGCCUUGGAAAGAUCUGCCUCCCUUGAUGAUGUUUUGGUGAAAGAAAAAGAAACUUUUCCGGUAAGUAAGCUACAGUUGUACCGUAAUCCCAAUUUUAAAAGAGGCUACCCUCACCUGGUCUCAAGAUUGAAGAGAAGAGUGGGUAUGAAAAAUACAGCAAAUUAUCCUUUCUUGCCAAGUCAAAAUCUUAGCAAGAAUUUCUUAAAAGGGGUUCACUGUAAGCUAGAAGACCAGAAAUUUGAUCCGAUUGGCAAGUCUACUAAGAAACGUCCUUCUUCUUCUUCUUCUUCUUCUUCUUCUUCUUCUUCUUCUUCUUCUUCUUCUUCUUCUUCUUCUUCUUCUCCUCCUCCUUCUUCUUCUUCUUUUUCUUCUUCUUCUUCUGCUGCUGCUGCUGCUUCUGUUAUCCCUGUUUCUGUCUUUUCUUCUGCUUCUCCUUCUUCUGCUUCUUCUCCUUUUCCUUCAACUUCAAGAGAGAAGGGGCCAGAAAGUGUGGAGAGCACAUACGUCAGUGCUUCCAGAGGUGGCUUCUCUGCUCCACCACACUUGGCAGGAGAGGCUCUUCAUGCUAGGCUGAACCAGUUCACUCCUUUCCACCUGUCUCAUCUGGCAGGCCAUCCUCAAAUGAAUAUGAAUGAUAUCGAUGGAGCUGCAGCACCUGCAUCUCUCUAUCAUGCUAUCCAGAAUGGUUCGUUUAGAUCUGUGGUGUACCCGACAGUGUACUCCGAGUUGACAGCCAUACAGGCCCAUUUGGCCACCCUUCUGCCCUUUUGUGGCCCAUGCUACCAAGUGCCCAUGGUGGUCGCUGCCUCUGCCACCUCAACGUCCAUGACUCCUGAAGAGCAACAAUCCUCUCAGUACCAACAUUGUCCGGGCUGCAGAUGCAGCUCUUCAAACAAUGUCCAAUCUUCCAAAGGCGAUCCAAGGUGUGACUAA